AUUCCAGCGUUGAAACAUGACGAGUGUGCAUUGCUGAUUGAGACUUUCACUUUGGUUUGCUUUCUUUAAUAUGACAUUGAUUGGCAUUGGGCGAAAUAGAGGUAUUCUUUGUAUUUUGCUCUCUUAUUCAAUACAAUGGUUUAACAUUUCUCAAGUAGCUAUUCGAGGAUCGACACUCAGCAAAUCUCUCACAUGGGCAUGCCUUCAACUCUCGAUGCUCUGAUGCACUUAUUCGUCAUUUUGCAUUAUUAUAAACUCUAAGAUCAGGCAAGGAAUUCAUUCUCAAUCUAACUAUUAACUAUUGUUUCUUUGAAAUUUUUUUAGUGGGUAAAAAUUAGAGACGAGAAAUAUUUUAAUUUCUAUGCAACUAACCGUUGGUUGUAAUGUUACUACCGUACCUAAAUUCAUAGAUUAUCCCUCUUUUUGAGGUAAGUAUUGUGGGUUAUCCUUUUUCUGCCUGGGUAUUGAUUUUUUUUUUUUCUGGGUUUGCUUGGGUAAUAUUCUCCAUGGUGGGUUUCACUGUUAUCGUUGGCGUGUUUUGCUGCAUUACUUUGUGGUUUUUUUUACAAUGGCUUAAGCAAAUUCAGUCUUUAGUGUUCACUUGGCUAUAAAUUAAGCAACUAAUGUUCUGUCGUAAUUUACUAUGCUUUUGUACUUUUUAGUGGGUUUUUGUCUUCAGUCUCACUAAAUGCAGUGUUUAUAUUAAAAAGUUGCUCCACUGAGUAAAAAGUCCAUUUUCUCAUUGCCAAGUUAUUGAUUGUGUUGCCAAUAGUUUCAGAACUACUAUUUCCUGCACACUAGCAUUUUUUGUGGAUAUUUCUUGCACACCGGCAUAGUUGCAGGCUUUCUUUUGGUAGUGGGACUCUUCAAGUGUUCUUGUUUGAAUGAAGGGUUAUCAUCAAUUUGGACGCCAUGUUCUAUAAUUUUGUCAAAUGAAUGCAUGAUAAACAUCUCAAUGAUGCCACAUAAUGCUCUUUGAAGAAUGCAUUUAAGUUGGUUGACGUCUUUGAGCUGGUUUGCCUCUAAUAUCCAAAGGGAAUGAUAUCCCAUAGGCUUACUGAUGUUUUUUGGCAAUUCAUGUCCUCUUUAUUUUGUGGGAUCAGCAUAUGGACAAGUAAAGAAAACAAAAUCAGCUCCUACAUCUCUUUUAUUAGGUUAUUUGAUGGGUUGGCUUAUGUUUUCUUAAUCAAGAGCCUUAUAGUCAAAUUAGAUGAGUUGAUUCAAAAUAUUGGCCUACAAUGCUCUGGAUUGCACGAGGAUUAUGUCAAUAUUGUGCAAUUUUCAAAAUAUAAAUCGCAUGCUUUGGUCUGAACUAUGUACGUAUUAUAGGAAAAUGGAUAUUUGUAAUAAGAGAUCUUUGUAACCACUGACUAUCAUAACUUUAAAAUUUAUGAAGUUUUAUUUUUCCAUG
Molecule: messenger RNA, 1411 nt
Organism: Ilex paraguariensis (yerba mate)
Lineage: Eukaryota; Viridiplantae; Streptophyta; Magnoliopsida; Aquifoliales; Aquifoliaceae
Source: the annotation of a GenBank genome assembly